UGGAUUAUAUAUCACGACUAACAUCCGGCGUCCCAAUUAUGAAUUUAUAAUGAUUUAGUUGCUGGGAGGUCUUCCACCAUGUUGUUCCUCCUGACAAUAUUUGUGGCGGUGCUGAGCGCUGAGGGAUCUAGCCUAAUUUCUGAUGAAUUGGAUCCAUCAUGGCAUGAUUUAGUCGCCGCUGGUGGCAUGCACAUCGGUCACGGCCGAACCAAACGAUUCGUCGAACUGAACAAGAAUCAGCCAAAUGUGCCCUACCAAGCCUGCCUGCUCCCGAAUGGCAAAACAGGCCACUGCCGGCAUUUACACUAUUGUAUUCAAGAUGAGUUCAAGCGAGACUUCAUGAAGUUUAUGGACUAUAUCUGUAUUAUACAACAUUCAUCAAUCGGUACUUGCUGCCCAGAUGGUAUGGGCGAAGCCGCCCCCGAAGCUUUAGCAGGAGACUUACCUGCCACCGCACCGCGAGAUGAAGAUGAAGUCAGCCAAAAAAUAUCCAACGCAGAUAACAGAGGGUGCGGUUUAAGCACUAGAGCGCAAGGUCGCGUGACGGGUGCCCGACCGGCCAACCCUCGCGAGUGGCCCUGGAUGGCGUCCAUCACGCCGCCUGGUUUCGAGCAGUACUGUGGGGGCGCCCUCAUCACCGACCGACACGUGUUGACUGCCGCACAUUGCACUAGACGCUGGAAAGCAGAAGAAUUAUCCGUGCGCCUCGGCGAAUACGAUUUCCGAAGAAGCAACGACUCCCGAUCAUACAACUUCAAAGUGAUAGAAAUAAGACAGCACGAGCUAUUCGACUCCUCAAACUACCACAAUGACGUGGCCAUCCUGAAGCUGCACAGACCAACUGUGUUUAACACAUAUGUAUGGCCGAUUUGUUUGCCACCAAGGGGAAUACAGUUGGAUAAUGAAAUUGCUACUAUUAUUGGUUGGGGAACACAGUUCUACGGAGGCCCUCACAGCGAUGUCCUCAUGGAGGUGUCAGUGCCGGUGUGGAGACACGAGGAAUGCGUGAAAGCUUUCACGGAUUCUGUGUUCGAUGAAACUAUUUGCGCAGGAGGUCGCGAAGGAGGCAAGGAUGCCUGUCAGGGUGACAGUGGCGGUCCGCUAAUGUACCAAAUGUCGAGCGGCCGCUGGUCCGUGAUAGGCGUGGUGUCGUGGGGCGUGCGCUGCGGCGAGCCGGCGCACCCCGGCCUGUACACUAAGGUCGAUAUGUACUUGGAGUGGAUAUUGGCUAAUACUGUGUUUUAGUGCACUUUGAGAAUAAAUAUAUGCAAAUGU
Messenger RNA from Zerene cesonia (dogface butterfly), 1275 nucleotides. It is a transcript of the gene CLIP3, whose product is annotated as venom protease-like. Gene Ontology annotation, molecular function: serine-type endopeptidase activity. Bases 79 to 1245 code for a protein of 388 amino acids. NCBI's taxonomy places the organism in Eukaryota, Metazoa, Arthropoda, Insecta, Lepidoptera, Pieridae. The record is from RefSeq and is a predicted model, not a curated record. Gene Ontology annotation, biological process: proteolysis. The transcript is spliced from 8 exons.